Lutra lutra (Eurasian river otter) is the source of this 3471-nucleotide messenger RNA. RefSeq names its product phospholipid phosphatase related 5 (gene PLPPR5). Gene Ontology annotation, biological process: signal transduction; phospholipid dephosphorylation; phospholipid metabolic process. The record is from RefSeq and is a predicted model, not a curated record. The transcript is spliced from 6 exons. Gene Ontology annotation, molecular function: phosphatidate phosphatase activity. The coding region runs from base 146 to 1111 and encodes 321 amino acids. NCBI's taxonomy places the organism in Eukaryota, Metazoa, Chordata, Mammalia, Carnivora, Mustelidae.
UUCCUCCAGCGACUCCAUCCCUCCUCCCGCGCCUCGUCGUCCCACCGCCCCCGCCGACGCGCCCCCGGUGGCUGCCUCGGCGGACCCGGGAGGGGGCCCGCCGCGUCCGCCGCCCGCUCGGCUCGGCCCGGCCCGGGAGGCGUGCAUGCCCCUGCUGCCCGCCGCGCUCACCAGCAGCAUGCUCUAUUUCCAGAUGGUGAUCAUGGCAGGGACGGUGAUGCUGGCGUACUACUUCGAGUACACCGACACGUUCACCGUGAACGUGCAGGGCUUCUUCUGCCACGACAGCGCCUACCGCAAGCCCUACCCGGGCCCGGAGGACAGCAGCGCCGUGCCCCCCGUGCUCCUCUACUCGCUGGCCGCCGGGGUCCCCGUGCUCGUGAUAAUAGUGGGAGAAACUGCAGUGUUUUGCCUACAACUGGCCACGCGGGAUUUUGAAAACCAGGAGAAAACUAUUUUAACUGGAGAUUGUUGCUAUAUAAACCCACUGGUGCGGCGAACUGUACGAUUUCUGGGUAUUUAUGCGUUUGGGCUCUUUGCUACGGAUAUUUUUGUAAACGCCGGGCAGGUGGUCACAGGGAAUCUGGCUCCACAUUUUCUUGCCCUGUGUAAGCCCAACUAUACGGCGCUUGGAUGUCAGCAGUAUACGCAGUUCAUAAGUGGGGAAGAGGCCUGCACGGGCAACCCCGAUCUCAUCAUGAGAGCCAGGAAGACGUUCCCAUCCAAAGAAGCGGCUCUCAGCGUCUAUGCAGCCAUGUAUCUGACAAUGUACAUUACCAACACAAUCAAAGCCAAAGGAACAAGACUUGCUAAGCCCGUUUUAUGUUUGGGCUUAAUGUGUUUGGCCUUUCUUACUGGACUCAACAGAGUAGCAGAAUAUCGAAAUCAUUGGUCAGAUGUGAUAGCAGGCUUUCUGGUUGGAAUAUCUAUAGCAGUAUUUCUGGUUGUGUGUGUGGUAAAUAAUUUCAAAGGAAGACAACCAGAAAAUGAACAUAUACACAUGGAUAAUCUGGCACAGAUGCCAAUGAUCAGCAUUCCUCGAGUAGAAAGUCCCUUGGAAAAGGUAACAUCUGUACAGAACCAUAUCACCGCCUUUGCAGAAGUCACAUGAUAGUGAAGCAGAUGGUUUGUCACUGCAUUGGACAUCGUCCCUGUUCACCGUCCACUCAUAACACCCAAAGUUUGUUUGAUUACAACAGAAGUUUAUAAAGUUGUCUAAUAAUUUUUAUAAUUUUAAAAUCAGUGUCAACUCAUCUUUUUCCCCCACUAGACUGUGAGCUCCUCAAGGGCAGGACUGUGUCUUUCUUCUCUGUAUCCCCAGCACCUACAACAAAGCCUCGCACAAAGUAGGUGUUAAGUAAAAUGUGACGACCCAAUGAAAAGAUUAAUUCUUAAAUAAAACACUCAUAUUAGUCUCUCGCAGAAUCACCGAUACUAUGUGAAAAGAAACUUACACAAGUCAUCUUGUAUAAGAAAUCCCUCCAUUUGGGGCUAGUUAGGUUUUUUAGUUGUUCGUAGAUCUAUUCAGCAGUAUACCACAUUUCAUUUGAAGUGGACUUUGAAAGUCAUGGGGGUUUUAUGUUAUUAUUCAGCAUGACAUUAUUUCCAUUCUAACAGAUUUCAGUGUGUGAAAUUACUUUACUUUUAGAAGGUAUGUUCUAUACUAAAAUAAUGUUUGCACAUAAUAUUAUGCUAUAUUUCACUUAAAUUACCAUUCAUACUAUACAUUCUAAGACUGGUGCUUCUGCUUUUGAAGGGGAAUAUGCCAAUUUUUACUGUAAUAAGUAAUGUAUCAUAAUUAAAAAUUAUUUAUUUGGACUUUUGUUCCUGACAAUUGUGGUUUAAUUGUUGACUUGCGGAUUUGAAUGCAGGCAGUGCUUAGGGUAUUUUAAGUGACAAAAUCUAGCAGUGGUCCCUAUGUAUUGAGCAAUUUUCCACUGAUAAAAGCGUCUCUGGAGGAGGGAAAGGCUCCAUUCUUGGGCUUUUUACUACUCAAGAUUCCUCAUAAUUUAAACAGGAAAGAACCACACUCUGACACAUAAGUUAAAAUCUAUAAAUGCCAGAAAUGCAGUUAAUGCAUUUUACGUUGCAUUUGUAUAGUACUUUAUAGUUUAUAAGGCACAUUUUCAUUUAUAAUUUUACUUACUCCUUACAGUAACCUUGUGUAAUCAUUGAAAAUGGCUUUUGUUUCUAAAUGAGAGAAAUAAAGCCAAGGUAAGGUAAAUAAUGUGCCCAAUGUCAUACAAAUAACUAGUAGGAGGCAGUUAAAAUUUAAAUUCAGGUUUUCUGAAUUUAAAUUUCUGAACUAGUUAUUUUCUAAUACACCACAGCUAUUGUAUCAUUUUGGACACAUUGAAAUCUUCCAGAGGUCAGUAGAGUCCUGGACAACUACCUAUGAUGUUAAAAAAAUGAAGAAAUACCAAAAUAGAGUUAUAAGAGCUAUGUUGUAUUUGAAAUAUUUGUGGUUUAAGAAUGAACACUUCUCAAAUAUGCAACUAUAUGGUAACCUAUUUUUAAUUUUCUUUAAAAAUAAUGUCAAGAGUCUAGAUGUGAGGUCUUUUGUAAAGUUGAAAACUAAAUCAGGUAUCUCUCCUGCACUCCUCACCCCAGUGCUCUAAACCCCGGCCCUCAGGAGAGACCCCAAAGGAUGCACCUCACACUGAGCAUGUGAAAUUAAGGAUGAAACCAUGUCAGUAUAAGGAAGAUGGACCUGGCUGUGAUUACACCAUUAAAUGUACUCUUCUACCGUAACUCCACAAUUUUUAAAGACACCCUGAGUAGCUUUGUCUAAUAUGAGCAGUAGUUAGUUGACAGAAAUGAAUCUUCUCCACCUUGACAGUAAUAAAAAAUAAACUUCAAAUUUUCUCUAUAAUUUCAACAGAAAUCUGCAAAUAAAUACAACCAAAGACUUGUCCAGUAUUCCCCAAAUAGAUAUUACUUGCUCUUUUCCAUCACUAUGGGAGUUAAAACACUUUUUGUAGGGCCAAAAGCAGAAAAUCCAAAUUUCUACCAAAUUCAGACUUCUACAGCAAUUCAACAUUGUUGGAAAUUUAAAACACAAAAGAGGUUCGAAUGCCUUGAUCCUCUUUAAUGACCUUUUUAGGCAAUAACAGUAAUAGAAAUGGAAGUGAAAAGGAUGAUUGUAAUGUCUUCAGACGCAGGAUUACCAGUAAGACUUCUGGAGUUAAAUCACUUUUAUAGAUUCUAGAAUCAGUUUUCCAAUGAGCCAAUUUGGAAUGUUUUUCUUGUUGGACGCCUUAGCUAUACAUUCAUGUGUAAAUGUUGUGUCUUUGCACCUUGUUAAACCAGGUUCAAAUGCAGGAGUUACAGACAUUCCUCAGAAACCCAGAUUUUAUCUAGGAUCUGCAUCCGUUCAUCUCUAACGCGAAAUGUCAUGGGCCUAAGAUUGUGCACUAAAUGAUCCUGCCAUGACAGAAAUUCAGAAAAAAUAAAAAGAUACACACGCAUAAG